Messenger RNA from Lasiosphaeria miniovina, 1449 nucleotides. RefSeq lists its product as uncharacterized. Lineage: Eukaryota; Fungi; Ascomycota; Sordariomycetes; Sordariales; Lasiosphaeriaceae. Bases 384 to 1112 code for a protein of 242 amino acids. The transcript has 4 exons. The record is from RefSeq and is a predicted model, not a curated record.
GUAAAAACAAUAAAGAUAUCACGUUGGUCGUGGUCGUGGAAAGUGGUUGGGUGGGCGCAGAAGUGGGAGUAGGACCUAGGGGUGCGGCAGCUUUGCUUAGUCGAGGCCCGAACCGACGCCUCCUCGCUCGCACUCCCGGAUAGUCCGAGAACGGGACCGGGCGGCGGGCCCCAACAACCAACCGACCAACCGAGGCCGGUCAGAGUUUUGAGCGAGUUUCCGCAAUGCUGCGGCCCCGGAACGGACGGAUCUACCAACAAGGCCUAAAGCAGCUAACAUGGCUACCUAGCAUUCUUCGCCAUGGCGCUAGACGGCCGAGAAACUCGCAGACACGAAACGUCUGCACCCGGAUGGGAUGACAUCUCUCUCGCCCUCCGUGGUUUAUGAUUCUCACUAUUAAAACACUCUCAACCCCGAUCGAAGCAACACGCUUUCUCCAAAGCAAGGUUUGCGGUUUUCACGAUUCAAAUCAAGCCAAAUUCUACACGCUCCCAACUAGGACUACUCGUCUAGGCAACAGACAGCUGCUCAAGGAAACGCCAGCAUCCAGUCAAGCAUUCCCGAUGGCUACGAUCUCCCAUGGCUCUGGGGCCAGUCUAACGCCAGAGCAGUUAGCGAUGGACUUGGCCAGGACUGGGAUACCAAUCGACCGAAACAAGAGCGCCGUGGCGCCAGAUCAAUCCUCCAUCUUCCAUGUUGCAGAAAUGGCCUUACGCCGUAAACUACCACCGGAUGCUGUCACAUGGGUCCCAAAUCUCGACAUAGUAACUUCCUUCGAGAACUUCAAGGGUCUACAGGCCAGUCUACAAGUUAAAGACCGAAACAAAGCUAAUUUCAGUCUUGAGUUGUACCACACCUCCACACCCGAGGUGGCCCAGGCCUUGUUCCACCAUAAACUAUCUCUUGAUGGCCAACCAAAGUUUUGGCGCAGGCCGCCCGAGCUCAAAUUUGGCCAACUUCUGCUAGUUAAGGAAGCGAUACAGCAAAUCAUCAUGUGGUGCCACAAUGACAUCUUGAUAGUCAUCAACAGUAAACUCGAGGCUACGAGCGGAACACAGGCAGUCCUCUACAACUUUACAAACGCAAUGGAUGCCUACCUAUGGGGAUCAUAAUGAACCCUACACAGAGGGCUGUAUACGGGCAACUCGUCUCUAUCUGUUUGAUAAUAUAAUUAGAUUCGGACAGGAAAGGAGCAUGGGAAGUAAAACUGGAAGACGAUUCCCCGGGAGGGAGGGAAUGGAAAAUAAGAUUGGACGAGACUCGGAAGUUGUGCGAUAGGAUAUUGGUUAUCCCCACAAAACAUAUGACGCCAACGGCAGUCUUUCCACCUGUUCCAGCAAUGUCCUGGUGCUCGUAGGUCCCCAGAACAGAACCGCUUCGGUAGAGGAUCUUGUCACGUACAAGGCCGUGAAAAGGGGCUCGGAUUGGUACGAUUUUGUCGCAGUUAAU